AUGAGGCAGGUCUGUCUCACACGCCUUGAGGCAGGUCUGUCUCACACGCCUCUCCACGCCCUGCUCCCUCAACGCAAGCGCUUGUCUGCCCUGCACUGCUUCAAGGCCCCUCAACACUCUGCUUCUACCUCUUCUCUCCUUCACUCACCCACUCAACAUGUGUCAGCCUGUCAGGCUGUCAGUGCACUGCUGGACGAAGUGGGUCUUUCCAACGCGCCUCUCCAUGCGCUGCUACCCCAUUUGUCCCGUAACCCCCUCUCCCUUUUCCCCUUACCCCUCCCAGAUUCUGCCAGGCCGUCAUGCCAGGCCGUGAGUGCAUUACUGGACGAAGUGGGUCUCUCCAACGCGCCUCUCCACGCCCUGCUGCCCCAGCGCAAGCGCUCAGCCGCUCUGCACAGCUUCAAGGCGUCCCAAGUGCCCAUCCUGGUGGCCACAGACGUCGCCAGCAGAGGGCUGGAUAUCCCCACUGUCGACCUGGUGAUCAACUACGACAUCCCCAGUAUCGUGGUGGCCACAGACGUCGCCAGCAGAGGGCUGGACAUUCCCACUGUUGAUCUGGACAUUCCCACUGUUGAUCUGGACAUUCCCACUGUUGAUCUGGACAUUCCCACUGUUGAUCUGGACAUUCCCACUGUUGAUCUGGACAUUCCCACUGUUGAUCUGGACAUUCCCACUGUUGAUCUGGACAUUCCCACUGUUGAUCUGGACAUUCCCACUGUUGAUCUGGACAUUCCCACUGUUGAUCUGGACAUUCCCACUGUUGAUCUGGACAUUCCCACUGUUGAUCUGACAUUCCCACUGUUCACGCGGGACUAUGUGCACAGGGUUCACGCGGGACUGUUCACGCGGGACUAUGUGCACCGGGUGGGACGAACAGCCCGAGCAGGGAGGGGCGGACGAGCCAUCAGCCUGGUGACUCAGUACGACGUGCAUCUGGUGCACAGCAUCGAGAAGCUUAUUGGUCGACAGCUGGCGGAGUGCACUGAUGUGACUGAAGGCGAUGUGCUUAAAUGCAUCAGCAAGGUGUUCAAGGCACGGAGGGCGGCUCUGCUGAAGGUGUCAGAGAGCGGGUUUGAGGAGCGGGCCAAGCAGAGGGCGGAGCAGAAGAGGAAGAUUCGGGAGGAGCGAAGAGAGCGGGAGGGGGGUGAGAAGGCCAAGAAAGGCAAAUGA
Closterium sp. NIES-65 is the source of this 1170-nucleotide messenger RNA. Lineage: Eukaryota; Viridiplantae; Streptophyta; Zygnematophyceae; Desmidiales; Closteriaceae. The record is from the annotation of a GenBank genome assembly.